AUGGGCAAUGGAAAGUGUGUAAUAGGCAUGAACAAUACAAAUUCAUUUCCGCUGUGGUCACUACAGAGUGUCCGACUUCGUAUUAUUAUUAUUCUUGCAAUUGCACUUUGUAUCGAAGGUUUGAUGCGCACAAAUAUGAAUAUGGCAAUGAUAUGUAUGGUGAAUUUAACUGCUGUUAUGCAGUUUAAACAAUCAUUUGUUGCUCAAAAAUUGGAGGAACCGCUACUGAAAUAUAAUUAUACCAUUUUAUCAAAUUCAUCUGUCAAAGUAUUUGAAUAUAAUCGAAAUUAUAAUGGUGAUUUACUGUGGACAGGUCAAGAACAAGCAUGGGUUUUUGCUGCAUUUUACGUUGGUAGUUUACUUGUUGUGUUUCCAGGAAGCUAUCUGUGUGAUUGGAUAGGUCCAACUUAUACUGUACAAGGUGGAGCGAUUAUUAAUGUUAUUGGUUCAAUAACAACUCCAUAUAUUUCACGUAAUGUUGGUGUUAUCGGCGUAAUUAUCAUACGGUUUCUGAUGGGUUUUGGUCAAGGUAUAUUGACGCCAUGCAUGAAUGUACUUAUUGCUCAUUGGUUUCCGUUAUCGGAAAAAAGUACAGCGGUUGCUCUAGCAACUACUGGCAAUCAGUUAUCUAUAAUUUUUGCAAUGUUCAUCACAGCCGAACUUUGUCAGAUGUCACUUUUUGGUGGCUGGCCAGCUUCAUUUUAUCUCUACAGCUUAUUAGGUAUUGGUUUAUGUUUUGGUUGGUCUCUGGUUGUAAAAGAUGUACCAACUCGUGUAAAGCAUAUCACAGAUGCUGAAUUGACUUACAUCACUGGUUCCGCAUAUGGACGCGGUCAGAAGCGCGUAAUUCCUCUGAAUGUCCCAUGGCAAAAAAUAUUAUCGUCAACUGCAGUCUGGUCUACAGCAUUAAGUUCAUUUUGUCAUUCAUUUGUAGUUGUUGGUACCGUGACAUACUUACCUCUCUAUUAUCGAACUAUACUUAGUAUGGGUCUCACUUCUAACGGUGUACUUUCGGCACUGCCUUUCAUUUGUCAGUUACUAAGUAAAUUAGCAUUUGCUGGUCUUGCAGACAAAGCGAAGGAAAUUGGUUUUUCACCAAAUCAAGUUACAAAGAUAUGCAAUUCAUGCGCAUCACUUGGUGGUGCAUGCUGCUUUACUGCACUAAUAUUUUUUGACUACAGUCAUCGAAAAAAGGCUGUAUUUUUCAUGUGUUUUGCAAUGGGUAUUUUAUCUGGUUUUGUUCUAGGAUACAAUACCAGUAUUGUAUGUAUUGCUCCAAAGUAUACAUCAUCAGUGGCUUCAUUCUGUAGGCUUUGGGGAACAGUUGGUUCCAUCACCUCACCUUAUAUCAUUGGAAUGAUCACCAUAAAGAGUGUUAUGUCAGAAUGGAAGACUGUUUUCAUAAUUAUGAUAUGCAUACUAAUAUUGACUGGCGCAAUUUUCCAGUUAUUUGGUACAGUAAACGAACAGGAAUGGGCGCAAGAUGUAUCUGGUAUCUCAGUUCUAAAUUAUGUUAAGCCAUUGAGUGAGAAAGAAAUGGACAAGACACCAAAACUAGAGUUAGAAAAAGGUGUUUAA
Molecule: messenger RNA, 1578 nt
Organism: Brugia malayi
Lineage: Eukaryota; Metazoa; Nematoda; Chromadorea; Rhabditida; Onchocercidae
Gene: Bma-slc-17.7
Product: Major Facilitator Superfamily protein
Exons: 12
Coding region: 1-1578 (525 amino acids)
Biological process (GO): transmembrane transport; monoatomic anion transport
Molecular function (GO): transmembrane transporter activity
Source: RefSeq, a predicted model, not a curated record